Messenger RNA from Triticum turgidum subsp. durum (durum wheat), 648 nucleotides. Lineage: Eukaryota; Viridiplantae; Streptophyta; Magnoliopsida; Poales; Poaceae. The record is from the annotation of a GenBank genome assembly.
AUGAAGAAAAGCCCUGCCGCUCUCGGCCGCCGGCAGGCCAUCACCGUUCUCGUCGCCUUCGUUGCCGCUGCCAACCUUGUCCGGGCCUCCAUCGCCCAGGUAUGCCCGCCGCCGCCGCCGGAAUCAAUCCAGCGAACCGACGUCAACCGGCCCGUGACGAUCGAGAGGUUCGUGUGCAACAUCGAGAACCGCAUGGGGAACAAGGACUACGAGAUCUCCUUCGGCGGCUGCGACAACGGAAUAUCGUUCGACGUACGCGACGGCAAGUCGACCGAGUCCCUGUGCUACUAUUCGGCGGCCGGCCGGGUGGGGAAGACCGUCAAGAAUUUCGGCCAGCCCCUCGUCCUCCCGGCAAGCACCAGUGUGGCGUGCCGGUGGGUUUACGCCGGGAACUACAUGGACGGGGUGGAGGUGUGGAGCGAGGACUGGCCGGAGGCGGGGUCGUGCAAGGAUGGGGCCGGCGGGAAGUGCAGGAUCGUGUUCGACGAGCACAAGGUGGUGACCCUCGUCACGGCCAAGGGGAGGAGGGUGCUGGGCGACGUCGCCGUCAAGGAGUGCAGCAAGAACUGGUUCGGGUGGCUGCCGUUCGGGCUCGGCUGCACCUACCCCAAGCACGACCACCGCUACGUUGGCCGUAUCGUGCAGUAA